Messenger RNA from Coregonus sp. 'balchen', 8604 nucleotides. The record is from the annotation of a GenBank genome assembly. NCBI's taxonomy places the organism in Eukaryota, Metazoa, Chordata, Actinopteri, Salmoniformes, Salmonidae.
AUGGUGAAGAUUGGAAUCAAUGGGUAAGUUGCUUUUUUUGUGUGCAUAUUUAUCUUUGAAAUGAUCUAUUUUAAAAAGAACAGAAGGACUGGCUGUUGACAGGAUCAAGUGACAUGAUGAUACCCUGGGUUGCAUUGCACUUCUGUACUGUACAUUCCAUAGGUGUUUGCUCUCAAGUUCAUAAGCCUGACCAAAAUGCUGGGCCAUGCAUUAUGUGUAGGACUCCUUUUUUAGUUGGGAGUGUGUCUGCUUCUGUCACUGGGAAAAUUUGAAUAUUUUCAAUUGUGUAUAUAUCUUAAAGGGAAUAUAAGAACUGUCUGUUGACAGGAUUGGGUCACAGGAUAGACCCUGGAUUGCAUUGCACUUCUGGACUGUACAUACCCUAUAGGCGCUUGCUCUCAAGUUCACAAGCCUGGGUUGUACAGCUUUCACUAGAAACGAAAUAGAAGCAAACAGGCCGAAAUGAGAAGGGGGCUACCUGAACUUUUCCAAGAAGAAAUGUUUCUUUUCAUUUUCCAUAGCAUAUCUUUUGUUUGUUUUUGCUAUGGUUGUUCAACACCUCCAUGGUCUGGCCACUACCAUUCUCUACUUAUUUAUAGUUUGGUUGUCACAAUGCCUCUUUGCAACACUCUUGUAUCUUUCCUCUCCUCAGCUGUCGCGUUCCUUUAUUCUAUCCAUCUAAUAAUAUCCCGAUAGCCUUUUCAGCUAAAGUUCAGAGAUCACAGCAAGGCUAACCUUUAUUUGGCCAAUAGUCAGCUGUCACUAAACUGCAGGAAGAUUAAAGUUUGUUAUGAUAGGCCCUUUCUCAAAAUCAACCUAACAGUUUUACUGUGCCCACUUGAAAGACGAAACGCUGCGACCUGGAAAUUGAUAUUUCACUCCUGCUGAUCAACCUAAGUAUGGAAACGAAAUUAUGUCUAAUGACUGACUAAAAGAUCAUGCUGACUGUUCACAGUUCCAAAACGGUUUGAAGUAUAGUAUGAUGUAACUUUGUUGACCAGAACAAAAUUACUUGUUAAAGGAAAUUAAUAACAAGGUAUUUUUCACAAGAACACCUUACCAAACCUUUGUUUUUUGCCCUGUGUUAUUUUGAUGUACUUUGGCUCCUUUUUGAUGUACUUUGGCUCUGUUGCUGAGCCAUACAUUGACCCUUGUGUGCAGGACUCAUUUUUAGAUGUGGGUGUGUCUGCCUGCGUCACAGGGCUGCUGCCACCUGCUGGUAUAGUGUGGUAAUAUGGAUAUGCAUAUAUAGGAAUUAACUGUAAGACUGAUUUUCUCUGAUUUCUCUUCUCAGAUUUGGGCGUAUCGGGCGCCUGGUGACCCGUGCCGCUGCCAAGAGCGGUGAAGUCAACGUCGUCGCCAUCAACGACCCCUUCAUUGACCUGGACUACAUGGUGAGAACUUUUUAUAUAGGCUACUGCUUAAUAUACCGAAAUGUAAAAUCAAAAUAUAGGCUACUGAAAUUGAAACGUAUAGCGGGAGAAAUGUAAACAUAUUUUACCGAAGUCAGACCUUGAGUGGAUCAGGUUUCUUUCGGUUAAACUCAAGAAGGAUCUCAUGUGCACAAGUUUACUGGACACAUUCAACACCUCCCUAAAGGUUGUUGUUCCAUAGGUCUACAUGUUCAAGUAUGACUCCACCCACGGUGUAUGGAAGCACAGUGAAGUGAGACAAGAGAAUGGCAAGCUGGUCAUUGGCAACCUGCACAUCACAGUUUUCCACGAGUAAGUGUUUUUCCUUUUCCUUUGCUAAUGCUCCAGGUGCAUUCAUUGGCUUAUUUUGUACAGUUUUUGAGAUACGUGGUUUUGCACAGAAUCAAAUUGAUGGGUUAUACACUUCUUCUGGCAAUAUGAAGAUUUGUCUGUGUAUCUCAAACAUUGACUAUUGGGAGUGCCUUAGCAGUGGGCUAGACCAUAUAUACACUAUACAGUGCAUUCAGAAAGUAUUCAGACCCCUUGACUUUUUCCACAUUGUUUCGUUACAGCCUUAUUCUAAAAUUGAUUAAAUCAUUUGUUUUCCUCAUCAAUCUACACACAAUACCCCAUAAUGACAAAGAAAAAACAGGUUUUUAGAAAUUUGUGCAAAUUUAUAUAUCCAAGAACUGAAAUACCUUAUUUACAUAGGUAUUCAGACCCUUUGCUGUGAGACUCGAAAUUGAGCUCAGGUGCAUCCUGUUUCCAUUGGUCAUCCUUGAGAUGUUUCUACAACUUGGAGUCCACCUGUGGUAAAUUACACUGAUUGGACAUGAUUUGGAAAGGCACACACCUGUCUAUAUAAGAUCCCACAGUUGACAGUGCAUGUCAGUGCAAAAACAAGGCCAUGAGGUCGAAGGAAUUCUCCAUAGAGCUCUGAGACAGGAUUGUGUUGAGGCACAGAUCUGGGUACCAAAACAUUUCUGCAGCAUUGAAGGUCCCCAAGAACAGUGGUCUCCAUCAUUCUUAAAUGGAAGAAGUUUGGAACCACCAAGACUCUUCCUAGAGCUGGCCGCCCGUCCAAACUAAGCAAUCGGGGGAGAAGGGCCUUGGUCAGGGAGGUGACCAAGAACCCGAUGGUCACUCUGACAGGGCUCCAGAGUUACUCUGUGGCGAUGGGAGAACCUUCCAGAAGAACAACCAUCUCUGCAGCACUCCAGCAAUCAGGCCUUUAUGGUAGAGUGGCCAGACUGAAGCCACUCCUCAGUAAAAGGCACAUGACAGCCCGCUUGGAGUUUGCCUAAAGGACAGACCAUCAGAAACAAGAUUCUCUGGUCUGAUGAAACCAAGAUUGAACUCUUACAUCUGGAGGAAACAUGGCACCAUCCCUACGGUGAAUCAUGGUGGUGGCAGCGUCAUGCUGUGGGGAUGUUUUUCAGCGGCAGGCACUGGGAGACUAGUCAGGAUCGAUGGAAAGAUGAACGGAGAAAAGUAUUGUUGUGUCGCGUCGAUGCUGGUACUUAUUGCUGUCAAACAAAAAGUCCGCUUAGGCUGCACUUUGAUUAUAAGGUUUAUUUAUAUCACAAGAUUUCAGCAUAAGUUUACAGACCUGCAGUGUCUGGAGAAACAGUGUCCCAAAUUAAUCUGUCUGUUCUAACCCCCUCUGCCUCCAGCAUAUACUUAUAAACAAUGCAAAAAUAUGGGUUGCUCCCUCUGCUGUCCAAUCACCUGUCUCCCCUGGGGCGUCACCCUACAAAUGGCUACUUUUGAACUAAAAUAAACAUCCUUUCAAUUCCACAUGAAAAACAUUAACAAAGACAUAAUCCUAAUACACUACAGUAUCCUUGAUGAAAACCUGCUCAAGACCUCAGACUGGGGCGAUGGUUCAACUUCCAACAGGACAACGACCCUAAGCACACAGCCAAAACAACACAGGAGUGGCUUCAGGACAAGUCUCAAUGUCUUUGAGUUGCUCAUCCAGAGCUUGGACUUGAACCCGAUCAAACAUCUCUGGAGAGACCUGAAAAUAGCUGUGCAGUGACGAUCCCCACCCAUCCUGACAGAGCUUGAGAGGAUCUGCAGAGAAGAAUGAGAGAAACUUCCCAAAUACAGGUGUGCCAUGUGUGUAGCGUCAUACCCAAGAAGAGUUGAUGCUGUAAUCGCUGGCAAAGGUGUUUCAACAAAGUACUGAGUAAAGGGUCUGAAUACUUAUGUAAAUGUGAUAUUUCAGUUUUCUAUUUUGAAUAAAUUUGCUAAAAUUUCUACAAACCUAUUUUUGCUUCGUCAUUAUGGGGUAUUGUGUGUAGAUUGAUUAAAAAAAACAAUUUAAUCCAUUUUAGAAUAAGGCUGUAACGUAACAAGGUGAAGGGGUCUGAAUACUUUCCGAAUGCACUGUGUAUAUACAAAAGUAUGUGGACACCCCUUCAAAUUAGUGGAUUCGGCUAUUUCAGCCACAGGUGACAGGUGUAUAAAAUCGAGGACACAGCCAUGCAAUCUCCAUAGACAAACAUUGGCAGUAGAAUGGCCUUACUGAAGAGCUGUGACUUUCAAUGUGGCACCGUUAUAGGAUGCCACCUUUCCAACUAGUCAGUUCGUCACACUUCUGCCCUGCUAGAACUGCCCCAGUCAACUGUAAGUGCUGUUAUUGUGAAGUGGAAACGUCUAGGAGCAACAACGGCUCAGCUGUGAAGUGGUAGGCCACACAAGUCACAGAACGGGACUGCUGAAACACGUAGCGAGUGAAAAUCAUUUGUCCUCUGUUGCAACACUCACUACUGAGUUCCAAACUGCCUCUGGAAGCAACGUCAGCACAAAUGUUCAUCGGGAGCUUCAUGAAAUGGGUUUCCAUGGCCGAGCAGCUGCACACAAGCCUAAUAUCACCAUGUGCGAUGCCAAGCGUCAGCUGGAGUGGUGUAAAGCUUGCCGCCAUUGGACUCUGGAGCAGCGGAAACUCGUUCUCUGGAGUGAUAAAUCACACUUCAACAUCUGGCAGUACGACGGAUGAAUCUGGGUUUGGCGGAUGCCAGGAGAAUGCUACCUGCCCGACUGCAUAGUGCCAACUGUAAAGUUUGGUGGAGUAGGAAUAAUGGUCUGUGGCUGUUUUUUCAUGGUUUGUGCUAGGCCCCCUAGUUCCAGUAAAGGGAAAUCUUAAUGCUACAGCAUACAAUUACAUUCUACACGAUUCUGUGCUUUCAACUUUGUCAACAGUUUGGGGAAGGUCCUUUUUCUUGUUUCAGCAUGACAAUGCCCCUGUGCACAAAGCGAGGUCCAUACAGAAAUGGGUUGUCGAGAUUGGUGUGGAAGAACUUGACUGGCCUGCACAGAGCCCUGACCUCAACCUCAUCGAACACCUUUGGGUUGAAUUGGAAUACCGACUGCGAGCCAGGCCUAAUCGCCCAACAUCAGUGCCUGACCUCACUAAUGCUCUUGUGGCUGAAUGGAAGCAAGUUCCCUCAGCAAUGUUCCAACGUCUAGUGGAAAGCCUUCCCAAAAGCGUGGCGACUGUUAUAGCAGCAAAGGGGGGACCAACUCUAUAUUAAUGCCCAUGCUUUUGGAAUGAGAUGUUCGUCAUGUAGUGUGUGUGUAUAUAAUGAUUCCAUCCUUAGAUUGUUAUGGGAGUGCACAGGACCCCUGUAAUUCUAACCCUGGAUUUGUGUUAUAAUCCAAACUUCUCCAUCUCUUUACCAUCUUCAGGAGGGACCCUUCCCAGAUCAAGUGGGGUGAUGCUGGAGCUGACUACGUUGUGGAGUCUACUGGUGUGUUCACCACCAUCGACAAGGCCUCUGUAAGUACCUCAGUUCACUAGCAGUAGGAAGUAGAUCAUAUUGACAAUGGUCUAUACUUGAAUUCUGUGAGGGGGGAAAAAAAAAAAAUAUAUAUAUAUAUAUAUAUGUGUUUUAAUACUUCAUGGCUAUAAGACUGUGGGUGAGCAGUGAGUGAGCACAGUGCUGUAUGUAUUUCAAUGUUUUUUAAAUUGUUUUAAUCGCCUCCAGACUACCAAUUUUGCAUAUCAUCAGCUAUGAGACUGAACCAAGCAAGGCAGCCUUGAUGCUGUGUAUUUGUUAUUACACAAACGUACCCUUUGACCUCUCACCCCACCCACCACCACCACAGGCUCACCUGCAGGGAGGUGCCAAGAGGGUCAUCAUCUCCGCCCCCAGCGCCGACGCCCCCAUGUUCGUGAUGGGUGUCAACCACCAUCAUUACAAUAACUCCCUGAAAGUUGUCAGGUAAGCCACUCCCCCGCAGUGUGACAUGUACAAACAGUCCUGCCACAGGGUGACAUGUUACUUGUACAAACAAUCACUGAAACACACACACACAGUUCCAGCAGGUCAAAAACCCUACCUCUCAGUCUUACUGAGAAUGUGAGUAUGAAACAUGGCCUAAAAACAUCCUAAAAUUGCUCGCACACUUCAAUUUAACAUCGGGACAAUAUCACUAGAGAAGGUGUUUGACAGAUUUUGGAACAGAACAGUUUUCAACCAUUUUGUAUACUCUCAUUUCAUGCAUCGUUUACUUCAAAGGGAUUUCCAUAGACCUUGUAUUACAAUUCUAUGGCAGCCGCAUAUCUCCUCUUGAGGUAAGAAAACAAAUCAGAUUUGGUAACAUGGAAAACUAUUGAUUUAAAUACAUGUUUGCUUGAAAUGAAACUACAGGGUGCAGCUCUAUAAAUGAUUACUUUCUGGCUGUGUGGCACAAUGUUAAAUUACUAAACUUUUGUGGUGGUGUCAUUAUUAAUAAUAAUACAUAGUUCUCAUAUUCGGCUUUUCUAAUAAGACAUAAAGGAAACAAAAAGACAAAACAAACAAGAAAUUUGAAAGAACUGCGGUGGAGUGUGAGUUAUGGGUAGGUUUUUACAGGACUAGAUGAACCGGUGGAGGGAAGGAGUUCCAGACCCAGGGUGUAGCUCUAGAGAAUACCCUGUCGCCAAAACUCUGGAGGUUGGACUGGAAGAAUACACCAGCAGAAAGGGAAAGUUGUGUUGCAUCCAGGUUUUUAUUUCUGAGAUACAGGAUUUAAUGUAGUUCAAAGGAGUGGCUUGGUGCUGAUACGCUGAUGUGUUGUCGGGGUAGCAGUGGAAGUUGAGGUUGAAGUAGUGUCUUUCCGAGUGGGAGCAUGUUGAUUAUUAUUGAUAAUGAUGUCAUGUCCUCACAGCAACGCCUCCUGUACAACUAACUGCCUGGCUCCCAUCGCCAAGGUUAUCAACGACAACUUCGGCAUCAUUGAGGGUCUCAUGGUAAGAAUGGAGUCAAACAGCACAAUUACCACAGGGACUGGGAUGUAGUGGUAAGAAGUGGGUCAACACUUGUGGAGAUGUAAAUGCUAACAUUAAUAGAGAUGUCAAUGUACAUGCUAAUGCUAACAACAAUCAUGUUGCUGCUCUGCACAAGUCCUGGUUCGUGUUCAUUAGGGCACACAACAGAAAAUUAAAAUGAGGUUUUCUUAUUAGUUCAGAUAGUACCUUCCUGUUUUCUUCAGUUUGCCUAAUGAACAUCACCCUGCAUAGACUAACAUCCAUAUCACUUGUUUCUUCCCCCAGAGCACAGUUCAUGCAGUCACAGCCACACAGAAGACUGUCGACGGGCCCUCCGGUAAGCUGUGGAGAGAUGGACGUGGUGCCAGCCAGAACAUUAUCCCCGCCUCCACCGGCGCCGCCAAGGCCGUGGGCAAGGUUAUCCCCGAGCUGAACGGGUAUGAACCAAUCCAGGACCACUGGUUUCGUAAUGGAGGUUUUAUGACCAUAGUGAUAAUGGAUGGGAUUUGUAUAGUGCUUUUCACUAAGGGCACAUCUGAAUAUUCCAAAGCGUUAUAUUUCCCUAGCCCCAUCCCUCAGCUGUAUAUCAAAACAAGUGGCAGGGCUUUUAUUUUUUAUUUUUUUAUUUUUUAAAUCCCAGAAUGUAGAUUUAACUGAACGUUCUGACCCACAGCAAGUUGACCGGCAUGGCCUUCCGUGUCCCCACUCCCAACGUGUCCGUAGUUGACCUGACUGUCCGUCUUGAGAAAGCCGUAAGUCUCCCAGUCACCUCUCUCUGCUCUUUUUGUGGUAUUUUAUUGAAAUACAAUAUGUGAUACACAAGGUAAAGCUACUCCGAAUACCUAAUUCCUCUUGACCACCCUUCCAGCCCAACCCACCUACAAGCUACCCUUGUUUUUGCACCUUUCCUUUAGUUACUGUCUACAUAACGCGCAAUAGGCACUUCAUACAUAAUCAUUUGGUUACAUUGUUGUUCUAUAUGUAAUGUUUUCUCCUAUCUGCCUCAGGCCCCUUAUGAAGAGAUCAAGAGAGUCAUCAAGGAGGCCUCCAAAGGACCCAUGAAGGGAAUUCUGGGAUACACAGAGGACCAGGUAAAUAUUUUCCCAUCCCAAGACCCUGCUUGAAUACUCUAAAAUGCAUCAUUCCUUCCAUACUUGAAGAAAUCACUGAUCUAACAUGAUUUGAUAGGUGUGAGCAAGGUCCUGUGUUGCUGUCAUGUCAUAAAGUGUCAUGUAUGUGAUUACCACAAUGAAGGAAAUAAGGAAGGAUGCAUUUUAAGAGUACUUGAACAGGGCCCAAGCUUUUCAGACUCUCAUGCACUGGGCCUCAAGGUCAUGAUGCAAUACUUAAGCUCAAACACUAGGGCGCAGUAGAGUAAUUGUAAUUUCAGUUUUUCACAUAAUGAGCCUAAAGCCUGUUGCUCUCCCCUCCUCAGGUGGUGUCCACAGACUUCAAUGGCGACAAACGUUCCUCAAUCUUCGACGCCGGCGCAGGCAUUGCACUCAACGACCACUUUGUCAAGCUGGUCUCAUGGUAUGUAUCUAGACCUACCCCCUUCAAAACACACAGAAUCAAUGUUGUAAUUUUGAAUAUUUUUAUACAUUAUAAAGACUUGUUCAUCUUGCUCCCUCUCCCAUAGGUAUGACAAUGAGUACGGCUAUAGCAACCGCGUUAUUGACUUGUGUAUGCACAUGGCACUCAAAGAGUAAAGUUUCCACACCACACCUACACCCCCCCCCCCCCCCCCCCCCCCCCCACCCCCAUGACCUCUUCCUUCUCCUGAACGGACAUCCAACCCGUCCACCGCCAGAGAAAGAACCAGUAGCAAAGUCUAUAGCAAUGUUUUUAUAAUAAGUCACACCUCUGUUCUGUUCAGAAGACUGUUUUUUGCCGGCAGAAUAUUUCUGUCCACCGCACCAUGCCUUAAUUCACAAU